AGUUUUCGGAUACACAGUGUUGUAUUCAUCAGGGCUGACAACAUUUCCGCAGUACUGACAACAUUGAAAACAACUUCCUUUUGCCUUUUCCUUUUCUCUUUCAACGUGCACUGUGACAAGUAAAGAUGCCUGCCACGGCCGCAAAGAAAACCGGAGCUAAAAAGCUCCCAGUUGUGCCUGAAUCUAAAUUGAAGUUCAGCAAGAAGCAAUUGAGCAAACGUGCCCUCGAAACCAAGAGGAAGUUGAAACGCGCUGCCGUCAUUGCCUUGCGUAAACGUGAAAACUUGGUACGUGCUGAAAAAUACCAAAGUGAAUACAUUAAGGCUGACAGACGUGAAAUCAAGUUGCGUCGUUUGGCCAAGAGCCGUGGUCAAUUCUAUGUCCCCGCUGAAGCUAAAUUGGCUUUCGUUGUCCGUAUUCGCGGUAUCAACAAAGUUGCCCCUAAGGUCCGUAAGGUCUUGCAACUCUUCCGUUUGCGUCAAAUCAACAAUGGUGUCUUCAUUAAAUUGAACAAGGCUACCAUCAACAUGUUGCGUAUUGCCGAACCCUACAUUACCUGGGGCUACCCCAACUUGAAGUCGGUGCGCGAAUUGAUCUACAAACGUGGUUUCGUCAAGCACAACCGUCAACGUGUCCCAAUCACCGAUAACUUCGUGAUUGAACGUAAGAUGCGUCAAGCUCAUGGCAUUCAAUGCGUCGAAGAUUUGGUACAUGAAAUCUUCACCGUUGGUCCUAAAUUCAAGCACGCUUCCAACUUCUUGUGGCCCUUCAAAUUGAACACCCCCACUGGCGGCUGGCGCAAGAAGGCUAACCACUACGUUGAUGGUGGUGACUUCGGUAACCGUGAAGACAAGAUCAACAAACUGCUUCGCAAAAUGAUCUAAACAUCUGGAUUUGGUUGCUAUUAUUUUGCCUCCAACUAUGAUUUAGUAUGUACAUCAUCAUCUUGUAAAGUUCGUUUGUUUAGUUUUUUCCAAGAAAAUUAAAAAAUAUUAACGCUUGGACAGCGUUUCCAGAAGAGAA
Molecule: messenger RNA, 1023 nt
Organism: Musca domestica (house fly)
Lineage: Eukaryota; Metazoa; Arthropoda; Insecta; Diptera; Muscidae
Gene: RpL7
Product: large ribosomal subunit protein uL30
Exons: 3
Coding region: 126-884 (252 amino acids)
Biological process (GO): maturation of LSU-rRNA from tricistronic rRNA transcript (SSU-rRNA, 5.8S rRNA, LSU-rRNA)
Cellular component (GO): cytosolic large ribosomal subunit
Molecular function (GO): RNA binding; structural constituent of ribosome
Source: RefSeq, a predicted model, not a curated record